This is a messenger RNA of Linum tenue, 1512 nucleotides long. The record is from the annotation of a GenBank genome assembly. NCBI's taxonomy places the organism in Eukaryota, Viridiplantae, Streptophyta, Magnoliopsida, Malpighiales, Linaceae.
AUGAAAGUUUCAGUAAGGUCAAGCGAGAUUGUGAAACCGCGGCCAUUAAAGUCCAAGACGGCCAUGAAUGGUGAAGUUGAUGAGGACGAGCAGAGACGUCGUCCUCCUUUCAAAUUAUGCUUUCUGGACCAGGUCACUCCACCAUACUACACUCCGCUCGUCCUCUUCUACCCUUUGACCAGGAAGGAGAGCAAGAUCGCUCACUGGAGCCCCGAAUUGAUGUCCAAGAACCUCAAGGAAUCGCUAUCCCGCGCCCUCGACUCCUUCUACCCGCUUUCCGGAAGGGUGAAAGACAAUGCCAUCGUUGACGACUUCGAAGCAGGCGUUCCCUUCGUCGAAACUCGCAUCCAGGGCCAUCGUGUCUCCGAAUUUCUCGACCCUCCCAAGCUAGAAUUUCUCAACAAGCUUCUCCCCGUCGAACCAUGUUGUCGCCACACCGAACCAGGGCAGUUGCCUCCUCCACAAGUUACCGUUCAGAUGAACACAUUUGACUGCGGUGGGAUCGCAAUCGGCUUGUGUUUCUAUCACCAGACCAUGGAUGGCGCCACCAUAAGCACGUUCCUCGAGACUUGGGCGGCUCACUCCCGCCAAUUAAUCACGCCUGAUGAUAGUGCUAACAAAAUCGCACACGUGUCCGCAAAGGAUUUGUCGGGAGGAUACUCCACUUUCCCGCCUCCGCCAUCUGGCGUCCCGCCUCAGUACGUGUCUUUGAUUGACACGCUGUGGUUUCCACCUGAGAAGAACACCGCCGCCACAGCCGCAACGACCAGGAGAUUCGUGAUCUCGAAUCGCGCAAUAGCCACCCUGAAAUCUCGGGCGACGGGCAUUGAAAAUCCUACUAGGACCGAAGCAAUAUUGGCUUUCGUUUGGAAAUCCAUGCUGGCAGCGGCCGCAGAUUCCGAAUCUCCGAAGCCGUCGUGUCUUUGUCAAGCCGUCAACUUGAGGUCAAGAAUGAAGAAGAAGAAUAGUACUCAUGGUCAUGAUUUGGUAUUUUCACCACACUCCAUUGGAAACCUCUUCUCGGUGGCGGUGUCGUUUUGUGACAAUCCUGAUGAUGACGUGGACGAUGACGUGGAUAAAACCCGUACUAGUCUGGUCAACACUUGGGAUUUGGCGGUGCAUAUAAGGGGAGGAGUGAAGAGAUUGUUGGAUGAGAAGUGGCUGGGCCUCUUAUCAUCCGAGCAAGGUGCGGAGAUGGUUUUCGAAGGGAUGAAGCAGUUGCGAAGCGGUCAACGCCCAUUUGUGAGCUUCUCGAGCUGGAUCGGGUUCGGGUUCGGUGACGUGGAUUUCGGGUGGGGGACGCCAGCGUGGAGUGGCGUGGUGGGAGAAGCUAGUGGGAAUAACCCUAUUAUGGGUAACACGGUUCUCCUCAAGGAAUUAGCACCCAAGGGCGAGGAGAUCAACAAUGGCGUCGAGCUGUGGAUGAGGGUAGAUCCCGUUCUGAUGGCUUCUCUUGAAAAGAAUCCUCAAUUCUUGGAAAUGGCGUCUCCUAAUCCUCCUAUUGUUUUCUAG